Nematolebias whitei (Rio pearlfish) is the source of this 1085-nucleotide messenger RNA. RefSeq names its product crystallin, beta A1, like 1 (gene cryba1l1). The transcript is spliced from 6 exons. NCBI's taxonomy places the organism in Eukaryota, Metazoa, Chordata, Actinopteri, Cyprinodontiformes, Rivulidae. Gene Ontology annotation, molecular function: structural constituent of eye lens. The record is from RefSeq and is a predicted model, not a curated record. Gene Ontology annotation, biological process: visual perception; lens development in camera-type eye. The coding region runs from base 92 to 718 and encodes 208 amino acids.
AGCGCCAGGUUCUGUCAAAGCUCUACGCGAAGCAGGCAGUAGGUGCGUGUACCACUCCCGAACUCUUCCAUUAAAGUCUAUAGGGGUCAAGAUGUACAGAACUACCAAGUCCCAAAUGAUGCAGCCGCUGGUCAACUCAGGAAUGGGCAUGGCUCCUUUCUUCAAGGUGACCGUGUUCGAGCAGGAGCACUUCCAGGGAAAGUACCUGGAGUUCACCUCUGAGUGCUGCAACAUCCAGGAGUGCGGCCUGGACAACAUCCGCUCCAUCAGGGUGGAGAGUGGCGCCUGGGUGGGCUUUGAGCACCACGACUUCCAGGGCCAGCAGUUCAUCCUGGAGAGAGGCGAGUACCCCCACUGGGACUCCUACAGCGGGUCUGUCUCCUACCACGUGGAGCGCCUCAUGUCCCUGCGCCCCAUCUACUGCGCUUCUCACCAGAGCAGUCGCAUGAUCAUUUUCGAGAGGGAGAACUUCAUGGGCCGCAGCGUGGAGGUCUGCGAUGACUACCCCUCUCUGCAGGCCAUGGGCUGGAUGAUGCCUGAAGUGGGCUCCAUGCACGUGCAGUGCGGAGCCUUUGUGUGCUACCAGUACCCAGGCUACAGGGGCCAGCAGUACAUCAUGGAGUGCGAGAGACACAGUGGAGACUACCAGCACUGGAGGAACUGGGGCUCUCACUGUCAGACCCCCCAGAUCCAGUCCAUCAGGCGUAUCCAGCACUAAAAGGAGGCUGAGACCCACAGGCACCAUUCAUCCCUUCUUGACUUGACAGCCGCCCCAACCCGACAACACCACUGAUUUACAGCCAAGAGUGUGAUAAGAGACAAUAUCGCACUGUUGAAGCACAGGGGAACACACACUCCACACACACACACACACACACACACACUGACAUAACUGACACGCUGUGUCUUUUUAUCUGGUUUGAAGGUCCCUACACACACACACACACACACACACACACACCUGCACUGCUCAUAAUAAUCCGAGGGCAGCAAGCUGUGCUGUAGUGAAGCUCAGAUGUUGUGUUGUUGUGUGUAGGGGGCGGAUCCUUAGGUUGAUAACUAAAUAAAAUGAUUUUCACUCCACA